Molecule: messenger RNA, 921 nt
Organism: Cooperia oncophora
Lineage: Eukaryota; Metazoa; Nematoda; Chromadorea; Rhabditida; Trichostrongylidae
Source: the annotation of a GenBank genome assembly
AUGAAGCCACUUCACACCAUCCUUGACACACCUCUGAAUCGGCUUGGCUUGAUUGAUCUCUCACCUGAGGCCAGCUGCUUGAUAGCAUAUCCAGCAAGUGCUGAAGCUGGAAGCGUACACAUUUUUGAUUGUAUGAACCUUUCGGCAGUUAACACUUUCACAGCUCAUGAUGGACCUUUGGCUUGUCUCAAGUUUAACGCUGAUGGCUCAAUGAUCGCAACUGCAAGCAUUAAAGGAACAGUUAUACGCGUCUACAGUGUUCCUCAGGGGACGAGAUUGUUCGAGUUUCGUCGAGGGAUGUCCAGAGAAUCAACAGCAGAAUCUUCUAGCGGUUGGUUAGGUUACCUUACGCAAGCUGCUUCGAAUUACCUUCCAACGCAAGUGAAUGAGCUGAUGACUGUGGAACGGAGUUUUGCCACUGCUAUAUUGCCAGGAUCUGACAAGAAGAAUGUUGCUGCUAUGCCAACAAUCAAAGGCCAACCGCAUCUUCUCGUUGCAACGACGGAUGGUUUCCUGUACUGUUAUCGUAUAUUGAGUUCUGGUGGCGAAUGCGAUCUUGUGAAGAUGCAUCGCAUAGGAGUCAAUGCGACGGAAACGAACAGAACAGAUCCCAAUCGAGCCACUAGUGCAGAGGGUGGAGCGAGAGUGCCGGAUGCCAACGAUCCUGAGGAUUUUCCCACCGAUUUAAUCAAAGGCCAACCGCAUCUUCUCGUUGCAACGACGGAUGGUUUCCUGUACUGUUAUCGUAUAUUGAGUUCUGGUGGCGAAUGCGAUCUUGUGAAGAUGCAUCGCAUAGGAGUCAAUGCGACGGAAACGAACAGAACAGAUCCCAAUCGAGCCACUAACGCAGAGGGUGGAGCGAGAGUGCCGGAUGCCAACGAUCCUGAGGAUUUCCCACCGAUUUGUCACACAACGGGAUGA